This is a messenger RNA of Nomia melanderi (Alkali bee), 973 nucleotides long. It is a transcript of the gene icln, whose product is annotated as chloride nucleotide-sensitive channel icln. The record is from RefSeq and is a predicted model, not a curated record. Gene Ontology annotation, biological process: mRNA cis splicing, via spliceosome; chloride transport; spliceosomal snRNP assembly. Gene Ontology annotation, cellular component: pICln-Sm protein complex; methylosome; spliceosomal complex. Lineage: Eukaryota; Metazoa; Arthropoda; Insecta; Hymenoptera; Halictidae.
GUACUAUUGUUAAUAUACGCGUGCUACAAUAUAAGACUAGUAUUGUGCAUCUAAAGUUUUAAAACUGAGUUAUUCAUUUUUUAAAACUUCAUUUUAGGGAAAAGUUCGUUUAAUUUUGCUUGCUAUUAUAUUGUGAAAGCAAGUGAUAAAGAUGGUUGUACUUAGCAAUUUUCUUGCACCUCAAGAAGGAAUACGCCACGAAGAGCCAAAUACUACUGCAUAUAUUAAUGACAGAGAAGUGGGAAAAGGAACUCUGUAUAUUACGGAAAGCUUGUUUUCUUGGGUGAACUAUGAUACACAACAAGGAUUUUCUCUUGAAUAUUCUCAUAUAUCUUUACAUGCCAUAUCAAGAGAUCAACAAGUACAUCCAAGACAAUGUUUAUAUAUUAUGGUUAAUGCAAAAGUAGACCUUCCAGAUGUACCCUUACCACCACCCUCUGACAGUGGCUCAGAAAAUGAAGAUGACGAUGCGGAUACACCUAUGACAGAAAUGCGUUUUGCUCCUGAUAACAUAAACAAUUUAGAUGCAAUGUUUCAAGCAAUGAACGAUUGUCAGGCACUUCAUCCUGAUCCACAGGAUAUUUUUUCAGAUGCUGAAGAAGAUAUUUAUGAAGACGCAGAAGAGGAUGAUUUUGAAAAUUAUGAAGUUGGUGCUGGUGAUGCUCCCUACAUUUUACCAUCAGAACAAAUAGGGACUAAUCACAAUGGCACAGAAGCAGAUGAUGCAAUGGAUAUAGAAGCAGGUCAAUUUGAAGAUGCGGAGGAAGAUCCAUAAAGAAUGAUUAUGAAAGAAUGCAUGUAUGCAUUUAGUAUUAAUUUAUAAUUACUGGUAUCUUAUAUUAUUGUAGAUAUGUGAUAUUAUGGCAGACUGUAUUACAGAGCUGUAACAAACAUAAAAACACUUAACAUUUAUUUAUAUUCAUUUUGUACACGGGAAUAAUUUCGUAGAUAAAAAUAAACAAUGUAUAUCAAA